AUGGCUGACUUUAGAAGACACAAAUUUGAAAAUGAAGCAGCUGAUAUCAAUGAAAUUGAUGAUGGGCUGAUGGCAGGCAUUUCUAGUGGGUUAUCCUCGAGUGUCAAGAAAUCGGAAUUGGAAUCAAGUAAUUCAGAUUCUCAGUCCAAACUUUCCGAUGAAGAUAUGACUCUCGCACCUUCAUUACAAAGAAAAGCAUGCAACAACGUGGAGUUAUGCGACGUUUACGCGGAAUUACAUCGCGAAGGGUAA
Messenger RNA from Parnassius apollo (apollo), 252 nucleotides. The record is from the annotation of a GenBank genome assembly. NCBI's taxonomy places the organism in Eukaryota, Metazoa, Arthropoda, Insecta, Lepidoptera, Papilionidae.